Penaeus vannamei (Pacific white shrimp) is the source of this 807-nucleotide messenger RNA. The record is from RefSeq and is a predicted model, not a curated record. NCBI's taxonomy places the organism in Eukaryota, Metazoa, Arthropoda, Malacostraca, Decapoda, Penaeidae.
GCACUUCCUGUAGAAAGCAGCCUUGUGCAAAGCGAAAUCAUGAGGUGGCGUGCAACCUCCUGUGAAAUCUGUGCCAACAUGAUAUGACAAUGAAGAGGGAAAGACGGCAGGUAUAUAUAUAUUGGAUCGAAAAACUUGCUGACUUCAUUCCGUAACUCGCCGCAUUAUAUAACGAAGAUGACAUAUACGUUAAUAGCAGUCGUGGCGGCGGUCGUGGCUGAGGCGAGGAGUCAGCUGGUGUCGGGAUACCUACCUCCCCGACCCUGCCCGCAAUUCUGUAUCCAAGUGUACGACCCUGUGUGUGGAAGUGACGGUAAUACAUACUCUAACGACUGCACACUCGCCGUUGCUGCUUGUGACAAUCCAACACUCACUAAGAUAAGCGACGGGGAAUGCUCACAACAGCAACCGCAGUGCCCCCAAGUCUGCCCGCUGAACUUCCUCCCCGUCUGUGGCAGCGACGGCGUCACUUACCCGAACCAGUGCUCCCUCGACAUCGCCAGCUGCAACGACCCAUCCAUUACCAAGCAGUUCGACGGCCCCUGUGACUCGACUCAGGGACCCGAGUGUUCCGAAGCCUGUCCCUUCAACUACCUCCCCGUGUGUGGCAGCGACGGCACAACGUACCCUAAUGAGUGCGCCCUGGACGUCGCCAUAUGCAAGAACCCCUCUAUUUACAAGGCUUUUGACGGCACUUGCGAGUAGCGGAGGUGGGAGUUGUGAGGAUAACAGCUGUGGCUAAAGAUGUCCAUAACCGCUUCGCUUCUGCAAUGAUAAAAUUGGCGUUUGUUCUCGACAAAUAACAGA